AUGGAGAAGUUGGCGCCAGACUCGUCGGCCUUUCCGCCACCAUUGCCUCCAUGGGCACAACUGCGCCAUGGCCGACUGCGAUCGACCGGCAAACGACGUCUUGCGCGCUUUGCAGCAGGCGUCCUGGGUCUCUUCGCGGUGCGCCACCUGACGAGAAACGGCCUCACCUUUCUAGAUAUUGGCUCGGAGCACUGCAGUGAUACCAAAGAGACAUUUCCCUAUGGACGCUUCCCGCAAGCAGACGAUCCUUUCCGCUUCCAACCGUGCACCAACCGGACGCGGCCACCAGCGCUAGACGAUGGCGAGCCGGACAAGAGCUGGGCCGGGCUCUACGAACCGGACCCGUCGCACUGGAGCUGGGGCAACCGGACGGAAAGCGAUAAUGACAGCAGCAACCUGGAUCCGUAUGCCGGCCGGGGCAUCUAUCUGUGCGGCUAUCUGGACGUACCACUGGACUGGACGAACGCGACGGACAGCCGGAUCACGCGCCUGGCCGUGACCAAGUUCCAGGUGUCGGGGCUGGCGCGGGCAGCUGAUGGCUCGGGCACGAGCAGCGACCGCGGCGGGCGCAGCGAGCGGACGAUUGUGGUGGAGCCGGGCGGACCGGGUGGCAGCGGGACGGGGUACGUGUGGCGGAUGGGUGAGCGGCUGUCGGCGCGACUGUCCGGUGGUCAGCUCGACGUGCUCGGCUGGGAUCCGCGAGGGGUCAACGCGACGCAGCCGGCGGCGGCUUGCUUUCCAUACGACGCGGACCGGGACCGGUGGUGGCAGCUGACGCACCGAUACCGGGAGGUGGCUGGCAAAGAGACGGCCGGACAGCUGGCCGUGGCCGACGCCAUGUACGCGGCGACGAUGCGGGCUUGCCGGCAGACACUCGGCGACCUCGGCCGGUUUGUGGGGACGGCGAUGGUGGCACGUGACCUGGACGCCGUGCGCGCCGCACUGGCCGAACCCCAGCUGACCGGCUACCUCGUCAGCUAUGGCACUGGCAUUGGGCAGACGUACGCGAACCUGUUUCCGCACCGCGUCGGCCGCGUCAUCCUAGACGGCACCGAGUUCGUGCCCGACGAAUGGCAGCUCGGUGGCUUCGGCUGGGCCUCGCUCGACAAUGUGACCCAUGCUUGGCGCGACGGCUUCCUCGGCGAAUGUCUCGCUGCCGGACCUCAACACUGCGCUCUCGCUCGGCCAGGCCCUCGCAGCGUCGGCAGCUUCCCGCCUACGGUCGACGCUCUUGAACACCGUAUGGCUCGCCUCUUUGACGAUCCACGCACCUGGCCACACGUCGCCCAAAUGCUCUUCGACCUCGAGUACGGCAACGCUACUAUCGCUGCCGCCCUUACCGACAACUUCGUCUGGCAGUACGACCCCAGCGUCCCCGCCUCCGGUCCCGAAACUUGUCCGACGGUGCCUGGCUCGGCCCCGGCUUCGGUCCCGGUCUCGGCCCCGAGCUCCGACGAGCUCGGCAUGCUUGUCAUCUGCGCCGACGCCUUUGACGCCCCCCAGCCCCCAGACGGCGUCCGCUGGUGGGACCGCCUCUGGGCCAACAUGACCCAGACCUCCUGGAUCUCUGGCAACUCGCGCUUCUACAACGUCCUGCCCUGUCGCCACUACUCUGACCACUGGCCUAAGCCCGCCGGCGUCUACCGAGGCCCCCUCAACCGCACCCUCGCCAAUCCGGUCUUGCUUGUCGCCGAGACCUACGACCCUGCUACUCCCUUGCGCAAUGGCCGCCGAUUGGCCGCCGCCAUGGGCCACCCAAACGCUCGCCUCGUCGUCCACCACGGCUACGGCCACUCGUCCAACGCUGACCCCUCCGACUGCACUGACACUGUCUUGCGUGACCUCAUCCUCCACGGCCGCAUCCCCGAAGACUCCGAGACGCCCUGCUACGCCAAUGAGAAGCCCUAUCUCUACGGCCUCGGCAAACAAGACUCGCCGUCCGAAGACCCCGUGGCCGUUUGGCAGGACCACAUGCGCGAGAUGAUGCUGUGGAACCCAGGCCUCAUGCGCCACGGCUCCUGA
Messenger RNA from Grosmannia clavigera kw1407, 2022 nucleotides. Its product is annotated as peptidase s33, tripeptidyl-peptidase. Lineage: Eukaryota; Fungi; Ascomycota; Sordariomycetes; Ophiostomatales; Ophiostomataceae. The coding region runs from base 1 to 2022 and encodes 673 amino acids. The transcript has 2 exons. The record is from RefSeq and is a predicted model, not a curated record.